AUGGAGUGCAUCUGCUUGUGUGUGUGUGUGUGCAGCGUCCAGAGUGUGCAGAAGAAAACCAGCACCAUGUCCCUGACCAUCUCCUCCUCCUCCUCCUCCUCCUCCUCCCGGGAGCUCUCCUCCUGUUCCUCCGCUUCCUCCUCCUCUUCCUCCACCUUCAUCGCUCAGAGACACUCCAGCCUGGUACAGCCGCUGUGUAUCAGUCCUCAGAGGACUCAGAGUCCCCUGUAUAAUCAGCAGUAUUCAGGGAAUGGAGUGGCCCCCACCUUUGUCAAGUGUCUCCAUGACGUGUCGACGCUGAAGGGCCAGCUGGUGGUGCUGGAGUGCCGGCUGAGGGGAACGCCCCCGCUGCAGGUCAUGUGGUACAGAGAGGAUGAACAAAUACUGGACUCCGAUGAUUUUAGGAUACUGCGCAAGAAGGCCAGUUCUGCAUCAGUUCCAGAGGAGCUGUGUACGCUGGUGAUCACCGAGGCCUUCCCAGAGGACUCUGGCCUGUUCAAAUGUAUGGCUCUCAACCCCUUUGGCACCGUCUCCUGCUCAGCCAUGCUGGAAGUUUACAAUGACAUGGAGGAGCAGUUGGAAAACGAGGUCAUCUGCCAACAGGAAGCGGUUUCUCUCAGACAGGAAAAAGAGGCGGUUUUCCAGCAGGAGCAAGCCACUGUCCAGGCAUCCUCGUCCACUAAGACCACCGAGGAGUUUCCCCCCGUGCUGCCUGACGCCACAAACCUCCCCCCUCCUGAGUGGCCCGAGAGCCCCAUGGAGGACCCCAACCUCCCCAGCAUGGCAGAUUUCCCAGAGCCUCAGCCGGCCAACCACUCCUCUGAGGAGCCUUUCGGUCGCAGUGAGGAGGAUAGUGCCCUGAGCUCAGAGGGUCAAAGGUCACCGGUCACUGUCCAGGCCUGUACACCCAGCCCUCCCCCUCCCCCCUCGCCGCCACCUACUGAAGUCAAAGCUGCCACACCUAAACUGUUCACCCCAAGCAAGCUCAGUUUCACUUCUUCAUCCCAGUCAGGAGGCAACAAUAUGAACCUAUCGGACCUCCCCACGUUCACUCCCAGUGCCUUCCCUCCCAGUGGCUUCAACUAUGAGCGACCAAGACAUUUCAUCCAGUCGCAGCCAGCCUUCCAGGCUCCCAGCUAUGAGAGUGUACAGAGGGAGGCUCAGCAGAACCAGAAUAACUCCCAGCAGAACAUGAAUAGUCCAAAUCUCACAGAGACGUUGGAUCAAGCUAAAUUUAUGUCUGCACAGAAUCAGUCUGCAUCUCGGUCUCUGUCACAGACUCAGUCGCAGUUACAGUCACUAAGUCUCAACCAGAACCAAACUCAGUAUCUGUCUCAAACCCAAAUCCAGACCCACGCUAAUGGAACCAGCAAGUCCUCUCCCUCCUCCUCCAGUCACAGUUCUCCCACCCCAACUCCUGCUUCCUCCUCUCUUCUGCCUCCUCCUCCUUCCACCUCUGUCUCUUAUUCGAUCUCCUCCUCCCCCUCAUCCUCUCUCCCUCGCACCCCAAUGCGCUCCACCAUCACCCUCACCCCUAGCAUCCCCAGUGUCCCAAGUGCCGUCGGCCUGGGUUGCGCCACCCUGCCAGCCAACCAAGAUGUCAGGUCUGCCCCUGCUGCUUACCUUUGCUCAGUUCUGCCCACCCAGUCCUCCUUCUCUCCCUACACCUCCCCCAAACUGUCUCCCAGCUCCGGCCUGCCAAACUCCCGCUCCCCCACCCGAUCCCCACUCUGCCCCUCAAGCCCUGUACUUCCUACCAGGGCCGCCACCUCCUCUUCCUCCUUACCCCAUCAGCCUCUGCCUGUCUCACCCUCCCUGUCCCGAUCCCCUCUCUCCCCCUCUUCCCCCUCCUCUCCCCCUGAGCCCACCCCCCCACACAGUCAGAACAGAGUGCCGCCUGCUGUGGUCUCCUUGCCCGCUGCCUAUAAGGGGAUGCCAAGCACUCUUCCCAAGCCCAUCCUGAAGAAGUCUGUAGCUCCUCGUCCUUCCUCCUCUCGCUCCACAGAUGAAGAUAUCCAGGGCUCCAAAGAUGCCCUGAUCCAGGAUCUGGAGAAGAAGCUACGCUCAAAGGAGGCAAGGAGGAGAAACAGCCAGAAACUGACCUAUGAAGAGCGCAUGGCUCGCAGGCUGCUGGGUCCAGACAAUGCCACCUACAUGUUUGACCAAGAUAAUCUUUUAGACUCACAACUUGACCAGCCUGAUUCACCAGAAGGAAGGCACACAGGAGGACUAUGGGGGAAGCACCACUUGGGGGCAGAUGAGAGGGGAAAUGAGGGAUCGGCUAUCCAGGAGAAAUGUUACGCUCCUCGCUUCCUGCAGAUUCCCCCAGACCUCACUGUAGAGGAGGGACGUUUCUGCAGGAUUGACUUCAAGGUGGGUGGCCUCCCCACCCCAGAUGUCUCCUGGUACCUGGAUGGGAAGGCCAUCCGUCCGGACGACUACCACAAGAUGCUGGUUUGUGAGAAAGGGAUGCACUCCUUCAUCAUCGAGAUAGUCACCGUGCACCAUGCCGGCGUGUACGAGUGUGUGGCCAGGAACCGUGCCGGGGAGAGCAGGUUCAGCAUGAGGCUCGAUGUCCUAGCCCAGGAGGUUCUCCGUCCUCCCACCUUUGUCCAGAAGAUGAUGAACUCUCGAGCUCUAGAGGGCGACACUGUGCGGUUAGAGUGUAAAGUGGACGCCUCCCCCCCUCCUCAGCUCUUCUGGAAGAAAGACAAAGACAUGCUGCGCAUCGACCCCCACAGAAUGAGUCUGUACCAGGACGGUUCAGGCAGACAGUGCCUGUUGAUAGAGAGAGUGAUGAAGUCAGAUGCCGGCUGGUACACUCUGUCUGCUAUCAAUGAAGCUGGCAUGUCCACAUGCAACGCCAGGCUGGAUGUAGGCACUCGCACAGCUCCUCCCAUGAAAACGGCGCCCCCCGGCUCCAAGACAUUGAAGCUGCUGUCCACUUUGAGCCAUGUGCCCUCUCUGACUGUGGAGAGCCCUGCCCAGCACACCGCACCGCUGUAUGAAAGCGAAGAGCUCUAGACCCAAAAAAAAAAAAAAACCCUCACGCAUCUCAGAACUUUAAAACCGGGCCAGGACUUGGACGCAGACCAGAACCUGUAUAACGGAAAAUCUCAGAGUCAUUUCAGGGCUGAUACCAGAGUCAUGACUAACCAGAAACCACAACCUGAAACCAAAACAUCUCAGAGUAAUUCAUUUGGGCUAAACCAUAUUUAGCACAACUGUUGUGAUAUUGAUGUACUCUACGGUUUCUUUCACUUUCAUUGAACAGUUACAGUCUCAGCCAAAUUUUCCAGACUAGGGUUCUCUAUGUAAGACUGUGGAAAAACUGUGAUACAGUCUUUUCAUUUUUAAUCCUACCAAAAAUUGUACAGCAUUUCCCACCAUAACUGGAAAAGAUCUUUAUUCUCACUGCUAAGACGCUUCACAGCGCAGCUUGGUGUAGGAGUGCUGCUCGGAGGCCAGGUAAAUGAAGUCCUGAUAAAGUUUAUAUAUGAGCUGAUGGCUGAUGUGAGAUAAGUGCUCCUCUUCAAAGAGGCUUUGUGAGGAUGAGCUCCAGACAAAACACUUAUUAGUUCAGAGCUCCAGAGGUGGAGCAACAGUGACUCAACACAUCCGUAAUCCAGAGUCCAGGCCUUUGUAAAUGGGUUUCAAAAUACUUUGGGAAAACAAGGAGGGGGCGCUUGUUUUGAAUUUGAGAGAAAUGUCUCCAUGUUCUGUCAUGGUCAAACGCCUUUAAUGCUCAAGUUGUCUGUGUGCUCCCGUUUGUUGCUAACCUCUGCCCACACCCUUCUGUGCCUGUCUCUCUCUCUCGUUAGUUUUCAUGGCUGCAGCGCUCAUGUUUGACACAUGUAUGUGUAGCCUCCCUCCCUCUCUGCCUCUCCUGUUUCCCCUCAACAAAAUGAUGUGGUUGGGUCUGGGAAGGAGGAGGCAGCUUAGCUUCACUACACUACCCACAAUCCAACAGUGCCAGACCCUCCAACAUCUGUCAGACUCUGCACUUUAGUCUUGACAACUUUCUCCUUGUCCCCUUCUCCUUCUCUCCAGGUUGUUGAUAAUAAUAAUGAUGAAGAUGAGUUUUUGUGGGUGUUUGAACCACAUAACCAAACAGCGUUGUCUGUUUCUGAGUUACAGCUGCUGCUGCUUCUGACGGUGUGUGUCAAUAAAGCUGCAUUUACACUGGAAUAAGGAAUCUGAUCAUUAACCUUAUUUGACACAAAUCUGAUUUUUGUCAUUGUUUCAACAGCAAUCGUGAUCAGAUGUGGGUCACAGAUGGUUACUGCUCAGAUUCUGUUCCUGUAUUAAUUCAGCUUAUUAGUAUUUGUUUUUAAAGUCAGUUUCUGAUAUACAGUGUAUGUGAAUGAAGCUAUUUAUUUGAAGUUAUUAGUGAAACUUACAUAUGCAGCUGCCUUGACAGUGUUGAGACUUUAAGGUGCCCCUCUUUAAGUCAGAGUCAGAGGAGUCUAUCAUGAGCAAACAACAGAGAGCUGCCAUUUUGAUACCCGGCUCUGUGGCUUUAUGCCAGAAGAGAAAAUCAGCUGUUUGACCUUGUAUCACAUUACGUAAUGGUGGAAACAACCGGGGCCGCUGUGUGUAUUGGCCGUGUCUAGGACAAGAUGAUCUCAAAAGGCCACCCCAGCAGAUUAUUUAAAGAUUAAAAGGCCCUUUUGGGCCCUCCCUUAACCCACGGCCCAGGACAACUGAUCUGGUGUCCCCCUAUGUUGCUGGCUGUGGAAACAACUGUAGAGCCAAGAGAAUAUUAGUAAGUGCUGUGAUCUUCAGAGAUACACAUGUACAUUGAUCUGUACAGGUGAGCAUCAUGUAUUCUUUACACUUGUCAUAGAAACAUGGGCAUCAGUGUGGCCCGAUUUGCCAAACUGUCCUGUUACCAACAGCUCUAACCACAGCCAUAGAUAUAUAUGAGAGACUUGAUUUGCUGGCAUACCUUUGAAAUGUUUGGUAUUAUUGCCAGCCAGGGUCUAAUUUCCCCCAAACAUUGUAUCGCUAAGAAUAACCACCAUUCACUUUUUAAGCCAUGUGUGACUCUGGCCCAUCUGGUCUGCUCAGCCAGCCAAUGAGAUCUCAAAACAGAAUAAUCUAUUUUCUGUGUGCAUGAAACCCUUGUUACCAUACAUAAACCAAGGGACUGCAUUUUUACAGACAUAAAACUACAUUUCAGUCUGUGUCAUCUAGACCUGACUGUUUCCACAAGGUCAGCUGAUAGAAAGACUACACAGGGGUAUCAAUAACAUUUCCGGUUGUUGUGUUACUUCAACUUUAGUUUCUCAAAGCACCAGUGUGGUGGUUUUGGUAAAUCAGGUCCUCCCUGUUGAUGGAUUUUGAACUGCAGGUAGUAACGUGUGUGUAUACUCCUAAAGUACUGUUUGUUGUGUAAGAUGAUUGAUGAAUCACUGGAUGAAUGAGGAAUAAAGUCUCUGUGACCUUA
This is a messenger RNA of Myripristis murdjan (pinecone soldierfish), 5449 nucleotides long. RefSeq names its product myotilin (gene myot). Bases 1 to 3024 code for a protein of 1007 amino acids. The record is from RefSeq and is a predicted model, not a curated record. Gene Ontology annotation, molecular function: cell-cell adhesion mediator activity. The transcript has 17 exons. Lineage: Eukaryota; Metazoa; Chordata; Actinopteri; Holocentriformes; Holocentridae. Gene Ontology annotation, cellular component: axon; plasma membrane. Gene Ontology annotation, biological process: homophilic cell-cell adhesion; axon guidance; dendrite self-avoidance.